CGAAUAGCCUAUCGAUUAAGCUAUCAAAGCUCUCGUGUCCUUUCGAUGGCGUCUUCGAAACGUUCCUCAUGCCAUCUUGACUUUCUGGAUACGAAAGACCUAAAAUGAGUUCCUCGCAUGCACCUACGAGCCCGCCGAGCGAAGGAGACGACGCAAGAACGGUGACUUACGAUCCGAACGACCCAUUUUGGCGAGAGACCGAGACCGAGGAAGACGAUGAUGACGACAUGGAGUACAUGCCCGCCUCCCAAGGCAGCGACGAAGAUGGAGACGACGAUGUAGAAAUUAGCUUCCAUGAUGCCGCGGACCAUCUAAGCAAUCUAAGCGGGGUUGAACUGGUCUUCGAAUCCACCGACGGGAACGAUGACGACGAUAACGACGAGGAAGAAGAAGACGAAGAGGGAGAGGGGGCAGAGGCUCGGCGACCAGUAUACAUCACCCGCGACCAGAUCAUGCAGCUGCUCGGCCACGCAGGACUUGGCCGGAUAUUUGCCUCUGACUUUACAACACGCGCAGCAGCACGGCGGGUGAGAGUGGAUGACGACGACGAAGAAGAAGAAGAUAGCGAUCCAGGUACAGGCUACGAUGCAGUGGGUCCCAGGAGUAGCAGGCGAGCCCGGCGUGCACGAGGCGAGGCGCUCUAUGAGAAGGUGCCAAGCGAACGGGGUCAGGAGUUGAUGAAUGGCGGUAUCUUUGGAUCAAAUAUACGAUCAGAGGACACAGUCAAGAGAAAGAAGAGGUUAGCAUACAACAUCAUGCGGAGAGAGCUGGGCUUGGGGAGUGAGGGUCGCCAGAAGAACGCCACCCGGUUAAUGAAGCAGGACAUGAUCCCAGAGUCUGUCGCCGACGCCAUCAUCCACUACAACGCACGAUGUUAUUCUGGACAGUUCUCAGAUGAUGGUAACUUCUUUUUCUCUUGCGCGCAGGACUUCCGAGUUAGGAUGUACGACACAUCGAACCCAUACGACUGGAAGUACUAUAAGUCUGUUGUCUACCCCUACGGACAGUGGACAAUUACAGACGCGUCACUUAGCCCUGACAACCGUUUCCUUGCAUACAGCUCCAUCCGUAGCAUAGUAUGUCUAGCACCAACCGAUCCAGAGAACGACUCCGAGCCAAACCUUCUCGAUUUCGCCAAUCUCGGUGGCAAUAACCCUCGCGGCUUUCACACAUACUUUGGCAUCUGGUCUAUCCGCUUUUCCGGCGACGGUCGCGAAAUUGUAGCCGGCACAGGUGACAACAGCGUCUACGUCUACGACAUCGAGCGCCGGCAAUCCGUCCUGCGCAUCCCCGGUCACCAAGAGGAUGUAAACGCCGUCUGCUUCGGCGACUCGCAAUCCCCACACAUCCUUUACUCGGGCUCAGACGACACGACCCUCAAAGUCUGGGACCGGCGCUCUAUGGGCGACGGCCGCGAAGCCGGUGUCUUCCUGGGCCACACCGAAGGCCUGACGUACGUCGAUAGCAAAGGCGACGGGCGCUACGUACUGAGCAACGGCAAAGACCAGACCGCCAAGCUCUGGGAUCUGCGCAAAAUGAUGAGCAAAGAGAAGGCGGAUAGAAUCGAUCCCAACCACUACACAACCCGCUUCGAAUACCGUUCCAACGCCUACGACCCCGCUGACUUCCGCCCUCAUCCACACGACUGCUCGCUCGUCACUUUCCGCGGGCACAAAGUUCUCAAGACGCUGAUCCGCUGCCACUUCAGUCCGCCGGGGAGCACGGACAGCAGGUAUGUGUACAGCGGGAGUUACGACGGGAGCGUGUAUAUCUGGAACCUGGACGCGACGUUAGCGGGGAAGGUGAAUGUGCUCAAGGCAACGAAGAAUAGUAGGCCAAGGGAUCCGGAGUUGUUAGCGGAGACGUAUGAUUAUUGGGGUAGGAAUGGGGGAAAUUGGAUGACGUGUGUAAGGGAUGCGAGUUGGCAUCCUAAUGCGCCAUUGAUUGCUGCAACAUCGUGGAAUGGAUGGGGUACGAGCCAGGGCACGUGUACAGUGCAUAGCUGGAACGAUGGGCUAGAAGAAGAUGAAGCAGAGCCGCAGAUUGGGAGAAGAGUCAAUGCGCAGUUGCAGCAUGACGAGAGGCUGUACAGGAGUGUAGAGGGGAGGUCGAGAAGACAACCUGCGUGGUACGAUGAGUGGGAGGAUGAUGAUUGACAUGAUCGUUCACGGCCUUUGUUCGACACGUAAAUUUGCAUUUGGCGGAGUACUGGUUAUAUAGGUACGGCUCAACCACACAGCGCACAUUUUGGUGCGAAUCGAAGAUUACCGUUUUGG
Molecule: messenger RNA, 2276 nt
Organism: Macroventuria anomochaeta
Lineage: Eukaryota; Fungi; Ascomycota; Dothideomycetes; Pleosporales; Didymellaceae
Product: WD40 repeat-like protein
Exons: 4
Coding region: 105-2156 (683 amino acids)
Biological process (GO): proteasome-mediated ubiquitin-dependent protein catabolic process
Cellular component (GO): Cul4-RING E3 ubiquitin ligase complex
Molecular function (GO): protein binding
Source: RefSeq, a predicted model, not a curated record